Calliphora vicina (urban bluebottle blowfly) is the source of this 5759-nucleotide messenger RNA. It is a transcript of the gene RapGAP1, whose product is annotated as Rap GTPase activating protein 1. Gene Ontology annotation, molecular function: GTPase activator activity. Gene Ontology annotation, cellular component: cytoplasm. The coding region runs from base 1016 to 3460 and encodes 814 amino acids. Lineage: Eukaryota; Metazoa; Arthropoda; Insecta; Diptera; Calliphoridae. The record is from RefSeq and is a predicted model, not a curated record. Gene Ontology annotation, biological process: regulation of small GTPase mediated signal transduction; activation of GTPase activity. The transcript has 4 exons.
UUGAAAAGUUUCUCUAUGAAAUUUAAAAAAGAGCUUUAAAAAAGUUAAGCUUAACAAAAAGUGUAAUUUGUUAAUAAAAAUUAAUGUUAAAUCUCAAGAAAAACAAAAACAACAACAACGAAAAUAAAGCUUGGAAUUGCUACUCAAUGUUCUCAAAAAUUUAAAAAAACAUAACAACAACAACGAUAAUAAACUGCAAAACAAAAAACCUGUCAAACAAGUUAAGAAAUAAAUAUGAAAUAAAACAAAAUAAUAAACUUAAAAAAGAGGCAAAAAUAACCAAAAAAUUUAAUUUAACACAACCCAUUUAUUUGCCAACUGACAGCAACAACAAAAUACAACGAAAACCAAAAAAAAAAGCACAACAAAACAUUAAGAAAAAGCCCCCCUCCCGAUUUUUGCUAAUAUUUCUUUAAAACUGGAUUUUGUUACGAAAAACCAAAAUAUUUAUUAUACAUAGUUGUUUUUCUUUUAAACGCCCACUGUUAGAAAAACAACAACAACAAAUACAACAACACAAAUCCAUGUUGUUCAUUUAGCAAGCAGACUCAAGACAAAAAAGAAACAGGCUGUUUUUUGUCUGAUCCCCAUUUUUCACAACUUCCAUUUACACACUUCCCUGCUUCCACCCAGCACUCUUUUACAUUACAACAAAACACCAAGCAACUCUUUGUACUCCAUCCACUCUGUCUUACUCUGCUGGUCUGCCAUAAAAGGAAACAAACAUUAAGUUUUGUAACAGUGUAAAGCGUGUGUGUGGCUGUUGUUUUUGGUCGCCAUCGUCGAAGAGUUGUUGUCUCUAAGAACAAUUUUGCAAACAAUUUUGUUGUUGUUUGCUAAACAAAAAAGCCUUGGUUCUUUUUAUAAAUAUUGGUCGGUGGCUCUGUCUGUCUGUCUGUCUUCCGUCAUCGUUGUCGUGUGCCCGUCUUAGAUUUUUUUGCAACGUUGGAGUCUUAAUUUGAAGGUGGCAUUUUAUACAGAAGGCGCCGAACGUCGUUGGGUUCGACAAGCCGUUAUGGGGGUACUUAGGUGGCGCGAUCUACCCGGAUCGCGAGUUUCGGUUGGCUCAUCAAAUCACACAAAUAACAAUCAUGCUAACAAUAACAACAACAAUAGAGGAGGAGAGACGCAUCACCGCAAUUCAAAUGAUGAACGUGUACCCAACCCACAUUCACCUCAUGACAUUAACGCUAGUAAUAACAUGCACAUUGUCACACCUCAUAGUUUGCAGCAUUCUGCUUCACGCUCUACCAUGAGACAUUCCAUGUCGAAUUCCUCUAGUAGCACACCCGCUUCUCCUCAGCUAAGUGGCAUCAUCACUGCCAGCGGUGGUCAACUGUUAUCGAAUGGUCACCACUACCAAUCACAAUCAUCGUCACAAUCAUCAAUAAUCUCAACGAUACCAGCGUCACAGCGUGUGCUGGAGGAUGUACUGGGCAAGGGUGCGCCGUAUCCCAUGAUCUGUCUGCCAACGAACGGCUAUUGGGUCGAUGGUACCGAUCACGAGUGCACCUAUGACUCGAGGGGCAGUCCCAUGUUGCCGCAAACCACCUGGAUGGCCAAAUUCGAAACAGACGAUACGGCCAAAUGCUAUCGUCGAUUUUAUGCUGCCCGAGAACACUCCAAUUUGGUGGGCUAUGAUGAACAAUUAGGCCCAGUCUUGAUCUCUAUUAAAACGGAAAAUGUGGCCAAUCAGGAGCACAUACGUAUCUUGAUGCGUCUGAGAACUGGCACUAUGCACGAAUUGAUACCGGUGUCGUGUCUGGGUCCUUCUCCCAGUCCCAACAAAAUGGUUCAUUUGUUAAACGAUCAAAUCAACGUAGACAGUUUUAUGCCUGUUAUCUGCCCCAAGGCUUCUCAGCUGAUCGGUGUGUACGAUGAACACGUUCUAGUAUCGAAUUUCAAAUUCGGUAUACUUUACCAAAGAUAUGGCCAAACUACCGAGGAAGAGCUGUUCAGCAACAAUAAUUCUUCGGCCGCUUUCGAGGAGUUUUUGGACGUAAUCGGUCAACGUAUUAAGCUUAAGGAUCACAAGGGCUACAGAGGUGGAUUGGAUAUACAAAAUGGUCACACUGGAGAUACGGCUAUUUAUGAAGUGUUCAAGGAGCGUGAAAUAAUGUUUCACGUUUCAACCAUGUUGCCCUAUACGGAGGGUGACCCACAACAGUUGCAGCGUAAACGUCACAUUGGCAAUGAUAUAGUCGCGAUCGUAUUCCAAGAGUCGAAUACGCCUUUUUCGCCCGACAUGAUUGCCAGUCACUUCUUGCACGCCUUCAUCGUAGUACAGCCCUUGGAGCCCAAUACCCCCAACACACGUUACAAGGUCAGUGUGGCGGCCCGCGAUGAUGUACCCUUCUUCGGUCCCACCCUUCCUAACCCCGCUGUUUUCCGCAAGGGUCAGGACUUCAAAGAGUUUCUUUUGACAAAACUAAUCAAUGCUGAGAACGCUUGCUACAAGGCCGAAAAGUUUGCUAAAUUAGAGUUACGAACUCGCACGUCUCUUUUACAAAAUCUGGUAGACGAAUUAAAAGAGAAGACUAGAGAGUUUCUGGGUGCCGAUUUGGUUGGCCAAAUGGCUGCCAGUCCCACCCCAGAAACGCCCAAAGCCGAUAAUACCACUGCGGGAUCACGUUUUAUUGAUACAGUCAAGAAAGCUUUGAUUUCGCGUGUACGCUCUCAGAGUGUAGAUACCAGUAAUUUGGCGAGUGUUGACAAAUUCUGUGUUUCCACGAAAAUGAAUUCCUCGGCCACCAGCACGAAUUCGAAGAAGGACACGAGUUUAACAGAGACGCCUAAUUUAAAUACUUGUAGUCGUACUGCUUCCAAAUCUUCUUCGAAAUCAAAAUCUUCUAAUGAUUCAACUUCAUCCUCACCCGACAUCACAUCCCGAGGUCCCUUAAACAACGGCACGAUGAACAACAACAAUGGCCAUUGUUCGUUAACAAACAACAGCAAGGAUUUACAAAACGGAAAUAAUUCCAACAACGGUGGCUCAGCGAACAACUGUGGCGGCGCUGCUGCAACUAUGUCCGAAACUAGUGAUGAUUCCAGCUUAAACAGUGUAGAUCUAGAUCCAAUGAUGGGUCAUAUGGACGGCGGUGCAGCCUACAUUGACAGUGAUACUGGCUUGGAGUCCAUGUCUUCGGCGGAGGCUACCACAAAAGCCUGCUCUUUGUGUUUGGAUGGUUCACAGGGUAUGAUGGGUUCAUCGCCCAGCAAUGAAACUAUGGUUAUGAUUGAGAAUCUGAGACAGGAGGUGACCAGACUAAAAUGUGACAAAUUAGAUUUGUUGAGACAGAAUGUGACUUGCCAACGUGACAUUAAACGUCUGCGUGAACGAGAACUUUCCCUACAAGGUGAUUUGGCAGCAGCCGGUAAAGAAAUUUUACGCCUAAGAGAUCUUCUCAAAGAAUACAUGCCCGAUUUGGCAGCAUCGCCACUUUCGAUUUCUCCCAUUUAAGCUGAAGCUAGGAUGCAAUGAAAUUCAAAUAUCGGCUAUUAAACAACAACGAGUAUCUAAGAAGAGAUUUCCAAAUGUAUUAUUGCUAAAAGAGGAAAAAAACAUAAACGAAAAGAAAAAUUUGCCUAGCAAAUUCUACCAAUUGUGCCGUGUAAAACACUUUGCAAACAAACAAACUAAAACAAAAUGCUAAGCACAAAAACCAAAACCUUUAACAAUCUGUGAAUCCCGGGGGAAUAAUGUUAUUUUUUUGAAAAAGAUAAAGAGGUUGACGAGCAACCACAACACAAAAUUAAAACAUUUAAUUUAUAUAAUAUUAUUUUUUUUAAAUUUAAUUUUAUUUAAUACAUUAUUAACAUUAAACAUUUAACAUUUAACAUAAUGAAAUGAAAUGUAAUAAGUAAAGAAAACAUACACCACACCAACACAAAUAUCUACACCAAAAAUAUAAUUUAAGUUUUAAAUUUAAACAACUACUGCAAAGAAAAAAGAAAAUUUAUGAAAUUUAAGACACAACAAAAAAUCCCUAUACUCUAAAUUGAAAUUAAAAGAAUAAAUGAAAUCUCUCAUCAGUUUAAUACAAUUCAAGGUAAAAAUUUAUAUAAUUUUUGAAAGAAAAAAGUAUUAGCGAAAAAUUAUUUUGAAAAUUGUAGGGAAAAAAUUAUAUAAAUGGUAAAAUAUUAAAGAUAGAUUUGUUAAGACUGCAGGUUUUUCAAUAAAAAUUAUUUGAGAAUCUUGCAAGGCGUUAACUAAAUGUAUUCAUUGUAAAGAAAUUAAAAACAUGAGCUUGUUUUGAAAGUUGGAAGAUAAAAUGCUAAAUCCACUAUUAACAGUAUUUAACAAUUACAAAAAGCAUAAUAAAAUCUGUAGCACUUAAUUAUUAAAGCAAAACCAGAAAAUCUUGAAAAACUAUAAAAGUUUAAACAAAUUUAAAUACUAAUGUAGAAAAUUAUAUACCAAAUAAUAGAAAUAUAUGAAAUCAUAACAACAAUAUUUUUGUUUUAUAUUAUUAUUAAAUACAUACAUACAUACUUUACUAUUAUUUUUCAAAUGUUCUUUAAACUCUGAUAAAUCAUCAUUAUAGUAAACUCUAACAAAAAACAAAGCCUUUAAUAUUUCUAAAGUACAUUCAUUCAUUCAUACAUAUAAUAACUAAAACCAGACAUUUAUCUCUUAUAUUGUACUAAAACAUUAAAAUACAAACAUACAUACUACCAUUUAUAUACAAUUUAUAUCCAUCUAUUUCUUGUAAUAUUUAGUUUUAAACUCCAACCCUUUUGUAUAUACUUUUUUAUGGAAAAACUAUUUUAUGAUUUUUUUUUAUUAUUAUUAUUAAAACUACAUUUAUUUAUAUAUAUAUAUAUUUUGAGAAACAUGUUUUAUUUCUAUAAUCUUUAUUAUAAACACUUAUAUAGAAAUAAUAGAAAACAAAUCGUAAUUAAGUUUAGUGCAUAUAUAGGUAAGGAGCAAGUGUAAACAAACAUACAUACCCACAAAUUAUGCAAAUAUCCAUAAUAAAAAUUUCGUUAAAAAGAAUUUUGUAAUUUAAUAUGAGAAAUGUUAUAAAACAAAAAAAAAAGUUUUUGAAAUAUAUUUACUAUGAAAUACUGAAAUAUUUAUUAAAUAUUUCCUCAAAAUUAAAUAAAAAAAGAAAAAGUAAUACAACGUUGUUUUCUAAUAUUUUCUCUCAAAUGCAUAUUAUACUCACAAAAUUUAAAUGAAAAACAAAAAAAUGAAGAAACGUAGAAAGUCACAAUUCUUUUUUUUUUAUUGUUAAUUUUGUUUGUUAAUCAUCAUUCUUCAUACAAUUGAAAUCGAAUUAUUUUCCAAUUCGUUUGUUCUCCAAAUGUUUUUUUAUUUGCAUUUAAAUUAUUAAUUACAAAUUUAAAGAAAAAAGAAAGAAGUACAGGAACUGUUUUUUUGUUAAAACUUUUUUAUAUUCAUAUUUUUAUUAUUAUUAUUAAUUAUUAUGUAGUUUAUAAGAUUAGAGAGACAUUAACAUGUUAAGCAUAUGUAGAAGUAUAUACAAACAAUAUAAAAAACAAAACAAGUAUAACUAUACAUACAUUCAUAUGUAUAUGAUGUACAUACAUACAUACAUACAAAAAUAAAACAAAAUACAUUUUCAAAAUGCAUGCAAAAAUGAGGUAGAAUAAAAAAGCCUACAUACAAAACAAUAUUAAGCAAAAUUAUUCAACUUUUUUUUUUAUAUAGCAAGAUGAAAAGUACAUUCAUUCAUAAUGAUGAAAUAUUAAUAAAAUCAAACAAAUAUAAUAAUUUAAUGAAAACUAAAAGAAAA